Messenger RNA from Hyalella azteca, 4084 nucleotides. RefSeq names its product symplekin (gene Sym). The record is from RefSeq and is a predicted model, not a curated record. Bases 111 to 3503 code for a protein of 1130 amino acids. Gene Ontology annotation, cellular component: mRNA cleavage and polyadenylation specificity factor complex. The transcript is spliced from 21 exons. NCBI's taxonomy places the organism in Eukaryota, Metazoa, Arthropoda, Malacostraca, Amphipoda, Hyalellidae.
CGGUAUGUAUGUUUAGUUGUCAUGAAAGACAGCAAUGAAACCCAGAAUGUAAGGUUGUGGAGCUGCUCAACCAAGCUGCUUUCCUGCCUUCUGAGAAGCAGAGGAUCUCAAUGCUCAGUCAAGUGCAAGAGCUUGUUGUACACAGACAGCCUGACCUACUUGACACUUUUUACGAAGAAGUUGUUGCUUUUCAAAGUGACAAAAAUUCUGAUGUCCGAAAAUGGGUCGUUGGCUUCAUUGAAGAAGCUUGCAAGAAAGAUGGUCGCAUGUUGCCCCUGCUGCUGCCCAAUGUUCAACUACUUCUUGAAGACGGGACUGUGAGUGUGGUUAAGCGCUGUGUGCAAGCCACAGCUCCUCUACACAAGUGCACCCUUGUAUGGGUUACAUCAGCCCACACAAUCACUUCUGACAUGGAGCUGGCAUGGAUUAUUCUCACAGGCAUCAAAUCCAAAGUAACUGCAAUGAUUGACCAUGAGAAUGAUGGAGUGCGCACUCAAGUAAUCAAGUGUAUGGAGUCCAUGAUUCUGGUGCAGAGCUACAGUGAAACCACAUCUGUGCACAGAGAGCGGGAGAAUGUCCCAUUCUGCCUCGACAGAGUCCCUCUCACUCUUAAGCUCACUAGGCCCAGAAAGCUUGAGGAUGAAGCCAAACAGAUGGUGCAGAAGUUAGUGAGUUUCCUGGGUAGUAUUCACAUCAGCUCGGUGAACCUGAUGACUUGCAUGAGCUCCCUGGUGAUUUUAGCGAGGGCUCGUCCCAUCUUCCUGCCUUCUGUCGUCCAGUCUCUGGAACUCCUCCAUGCCAAUCUUCCACCCACUCUGUCCAAAUCUCAAGUUAACAGUGUUCGUAAGCAUCUCAAGCUGCAGCUCAUCAACCUUCUGAAGCACCCAAGUGCCUGUGACUUCCACGACAACAUUAUUACAGUACUUACUGAUCUCGGCAUGAGCAGCAGUGAGAUCAACAAAGCAGUUCCGAACCGAGAAGAGAUCCGGAGGCAGGCUAAGAAGCGCGAGCGAGCCAAGGCGGCUGCGGUGGCCAAGAAAGAGGACGGUAAUGAAGGAUCGGCGAGGAAGCGCGCUAGGUUGAGUAACUCAACCUUGACUUCUAACAAAGACAUUCCUGAAGAUCAUAAAAAUACCAUUAAAAGUAAAAACACAUCACAGGACACACCUUCUACUUUAGCAUCACUUACUAAAAUCAAAACUGAAACUAUAGAUUCUAAGAAAAUUGAAGACGAAGGCGGAGAAGAUGAUGAGAAGGAAGAAACGGCUGGAACGUUGCUCGACAUGACGACCAAGUGGGUGCUACGACGUCUGACUAUUGACAACGUCACUGAACUCGUCAUGACCAGCAUGCUGUCGCUCCCCCCCACAAUGCCGGGGCUGUUCAGCGCAGGCUACACGCCCGUGUCAGGCGCUGGCACGCUGCAGCAGAAGCAGCAGCUCUCACGGCUGCUGGCCUCUCAGCUGGUUGCUGCGAACGUGUCGCCCAUGGGCCAGCUGCCGCCCCAGACUUCAGUCGCUCCUAUGGCUGAAGGACUAACCGAGGAAGAUAUUCAGCGCCUGGGCGACAGUGACGACGAAGGCCCCUUUGUGUCCUUCCUGGGCUCCCGUCCUCCCAAUCUAUCUGCCCCUCCUCCCGCAUUGCCAGCCCCAAUAUUGGCACCAAUUCGUCACAAGAUCCAGGCCGUGAAGCUCUCCGAGGUGACGCCGGUGUUGUCAGAGCAGCAGCAGCGCUCGCUUAGCAUCUGCCUCGUCCGCAAUCUUCUCAGGAGCUACCACUUCAAUAAUCUCAGCCAGCUGGACAAGAAACAUCGUAUGCAUAUGAUUGCAAAACUUUUGGCCUUUUCUUCUGCAGAUGAAAUUCGAGGAGUGGAAGAUACGAUGCUACAAGACCCGUCUAAGUAUUGUGACCUCAUAGAGCUGUGGAUUUUCUGUGUACAUUCUGCCACUUGUGACUUCUCUCAGCUGGCAAGAAUAACUGGUCGCAGCCACAAGAAGAAGGUUCUCACGAGCAAACAAGAAUACGACGACAUGCUCGUGCGCGUCGUGAGGAGUAUUGUCCCGCAGUGCACCGAACAAACUUACCGGGAUUUGUUGUCACGACUGUUACUGUCGUGUCCGGCGGUACCGGUUACUGUUGUGUCGGCGCUGGUGGAGUGCGCGGUGUCCGACAACAACAACAGCUCGGCUCUGGUCUGCUACUCAGCGCCGCUGCUGCGGGACUUGGCGCUCUGGCGGUCCAACGUCGCCACACACACACUCGCCCUUCUGUGCAGCCUUGCCAUGCACAGCGACGACCAGGUACGAAAGGCUAUUCUGCAAGAAGCUGAGGCAAUUCUUCUAAUUGGUGGCAGUCAAGCAGAGUCGAUCAUGUCAGCAGGACGUCGCCAGCUGCUGUACCUGGAGCAGCCUGAGCCUCCUGACGCGAUGUUCGCCGAGUUCCUCGGUCGCCCCACCAAGCUCGAGGAGUGGGACGAAGCCACUGUCAAGGCCUGCCUCGACCUCCCCCUCACCAUCCUACCGCUGCACGAGGCGCUCGUGCAUGAUUUAGCGCUGGUUUACAUCAAGACUGUGAACGAGGCGAAGCGUGGCAUCCUCCGCCUGCUGGAGGGCCCCGUGAGCCUCAUGGGCAUGGACUCGCCGCAGCUGCUGGCUCUGGUGCGCUCGACGCCUAAGGGCAGCGAGACGCUCAUCACGCGCAUCAUCCACAUCCUCACAGAGAAAGCUCCUCCGAGCGAGGCGCUGGUGUGUCAGGUCCGUGAGCUGUACAACAGGAGGGUGAGCGACGUGCGCUUCCUCAUUCCGGUGCUCACGGGGCUCAGUAAGAAAGAAAUUAUCGCCGUGCUCCACAAGCUCAUCAAACUCAACCCACACGUCGUCAAAGAGGUGUUCAACAGACUAUGGGGCGUGGCACUCGACUCUGGGACGUCUCCGUUAUCGCCUGUGGAGCUUCUUGUUGCUCUGCAUCUCAUAGAGGCGGACAAGUGUGACGUCAAGACGGUUAUUAAAGCGACGGGGCUGUGCUUCCAAGAGCGCUCGAUCUACACUGCGGAGGUGCUGGCUGAGGUGCUGCAGCAGCUGCUCGACGAGCCUGUCAUCCCGACGCUCUUCAUGCGCACCGUCAUCAUGACCCUCACUCACCAUCCUCAGCUCCUGUCACUUAUCAUCAGUGUUCUGCUCAAACUCAUUGAGAAGAAGGUUUGGGAGCAGCCGAAGAUCUGGGAAGGCUUCGUGAAGUGCUGCGAGCGAGCCAGCCCGCAGUGCGUGGCUGUCUUGCUACAGCUUCCCAUCCAGCAGCUCUCGGACGCUUUCGAGGCUUCUUCUAUGCUGAAAAAUACACUCGCGACGCACAUUAAAUCACUCACCAAGCAUCAGAAAUCGAGUAUCGGCUUGGACGUAUUAGCGCUCGUGGGCGCGCUGGACGAGACGCCUGACGACCAGGACCGCGCCGCCGCCACCACCGCACCAGUUCGGGAAAUUCCUGCUCCUCUCCAGCUCGCCUAACACGACAAGUCUUCAAAAGUUCAACAAGAAACUCUGCUAUAAGUGGAAUCUUCAUCUAUUAAAUGCGUUAUAUUUCAGUGCAAAUUAUUAUUUAUUCCGUCAGUUUAUUCGCUAUUCGAUGUGAUACUGAAUUAUUUUCUUUUCUUUAAAAUGUAUGAAUGCACAAUUUCUCGGUCUAAUGGAUAUUCAGCAUCUCUAACAGUGUUGCAAUAUUUAUCCUUUACUCGAUCUAGUUAGCUCGAAGAUAAAAAAUGUUAAUUUUUCCCCCGUAGUUGAUUAACGGAAAACUAAGCCAAUUUUAUCUUUAAUUUCAUUGCCAUUUGUUGAUGCAUGGUAAUAGGUAGGUUAUGAGGAAAUUCCUUUAAAUAUUGAGGGAGUUUUUUUUCAAAAUAAUGAGGAAAUUUUGUAUGCAUGACAAACAAAAUGAUACUGAAUGAUGCUUUCAUGUUGAUGGAGUAACCCAAAGUGUCGUGGGCUCCAUCUCUGACAUGGCUGUGGACUACAUCGUGGACUACAUACAUUUUGAAUUACGGUAUUUGAAUUAAUUUUGAAUUAUUUGAAUCAAGUUACAUCAAAACUAA